Molecule: messenger RNA, 845 nt
Organism: Spinacia oleracea (spinach)
Lineage: Eukaryota; Viridiplantae; Streptophyta; Magnoliopsida; Caryophyllales; Amaranthaceae
Exons: 3
Coding region: 171-548 (125 amino acids)
Biological process (GO): proton motive force-driven ATP synthesis
Molecular function (GO): proton transmembrane transporter activity
Source: RefSeq, a predicted model, not a curated record
UUAUUGGCCUUAUUGCAUAGAAACUAUCAAACCACCAAGUACUAAAAGUAAGACGACUCACCAAACACAUCUUCCUCAUCCUCUCUUACCUUUCAUCACUUUCUCUCUCCUCCCGAGCGAUCUUCCUUGGUCGAUCUCGGCGCUUUCUCUGAUAAAAGUUGUGAAUUUCAAUGGCGUCAAUUGCAUCAAAGCUUCGUCAGUUGCAGUCAAAGGCCUGUCAGGCUACCCAGUUUGCCUCAAAACAUGGGGAAGUCUAUUAUAAGCAGAUGAUAGAGCAAAACAAGGAACACAUUCAAGAGCCUGCCACUGUUGAGACAUGCAACCGAUUGGCGAAGCAAUUGUUUUACACUCGUCUUGCCAGCGUACCGGGUCGUCGUGAAGCAUUCCGUAAAGAAGUUGAUCAAGUAAAGCAGGCAUGGAAGAACAGGAAAGAUGUGAAAGUGGAAGAACUUGGAGUCGCAGCUUUGUUUGGACUGGAAUGCUUUGCAUGGUAUUGUGCUGGUGAAAUCGUAGGACGAGGAUUUACCUUCACUGGCUACAAAGUUUAAGUUGCCUUGAGACUUGUUUUAAGACAAGUUGCCUUCUUUCCAUUCUCUUUUUACCCCAAUUGCCUAGUUGAAUCGAGGAUUUUUGAGAAAUACCAGACAUGAAUAGAGGAUUUUUGUAAUCGAAUCAAAGGAUUGAAGAUCAAUUCCUUUGAAACAUGUCUCCCUCGUUCCUCCCUCCCCAUUUAGAUGACAAUACAUAAAUGGCAAACUUAUACUUCUUAUAUUUGGCUGCUGAUUGCUGUUAAAUGCAAUGUAUUUGACAUUGAAUGGCUUAAUAGUGAAUAACCCUCUUCUUCA